Molecule: messenger RNA, 732 nt
Organism: Ornithodoros turicata
Lineage: Eukaryota; Metazoa; Arthropoda; Arachnida; Ixodida; Argasidae
Exons: 4
Coding region: 187-732 (181 amino acids)
Source: RefSeq, a predicted model, not a curated record
AAAGUUAGCAGCGAACAUUUCACUCGCAGCGUGGCUUCCAGUUUUCGACAUCUCCAGGAUGUAAGGCACCUGGAUUUGCCCCUGACCCCGAUGUAUUAGAGCGUAAAUCUGAGAACGGAAGGGCAAGAGAAACGCAUCCAUUAGCACAUAUAAAAAUGAAACCACUUUUGCGCGACACAGUGAAACAUGGCCCCAAACUCUGUGCAGUGCGCACUCUUUAUUAUUUUUUUCGCAUCCUGCCUUACUCGAAGCUCUAGUCAAACAGACGGGACGCGAGCCUGUCGCUGUCAGGAGACUGUGUGUGCUUGUUGUCUCAGACUCAGACGGUUCGCCCUCAACAGCGACGUCUGCAGCACUCUAAUGUACAGUGCGGAAGAGCCAGCCAUCUCCCUGCUUGUCUCCUACAACGACAGGGAGGUCAUCAAGAGGACGCUCUCUGCCCGUGAGCCACCUCCGGUGUGCUUUUCUCCGUUCAACGAUCCCUUUUUGAACCGCGUGGCCAAACUGUGCGUGGCCUUCUACAACGUGACUUACAGCAGUCCCGGUGUAUCGGGCUGCAGUGAGCUUCAGGCCACUCUUGUGGGUCAGGUGAUCACAAACUACCCGCUAGGGUGCUUCUCUUUCAACCAGCCAUCCACUACCACCGGCUCGUCUCUCACAACGUCAGAUCUCAUCCAAGAACAAAAACAUGAAGUAGGCGGAGCUAAAGGUGACCAAUCAGAUGGCUUGUAA